Molecule: messenger RNA, 2181 nt
Organism: Durio zibethinus
Lineage: Eukaryota; Viridiplantae; Streptophyta; Magnoliopsida; Malvales; Malvaceae
Product: Nucleotide-sugar transporter family protein
Source: RefSeq, a predicted model, not a curated record
UUAAAACACAAAUUAACCUUAAUAAAAAUAUUAUUUCUCUUUCAUAUGUGUACUCACUAGUGUUUCAUAGUUUUUUAUACUUAAAAUGUAGUGCUACUUAUCCAUAAAUAAAUGUGUAGUGAAAAUAAUUAAAAAAAAAAAAGAGUUUCCAUGAUUUAUCUGAAGUUAGUACUUGGUACUACGCAAUUUUAUUUCAGAAUUGGACGACCGAUUACCAUUAAUGUGUGUGUUUGUGUGUGAUUGUGAGACGAGUCGAGGCUGGCUCUGCCAUCUACGUAGUUUGGUGUUAGGCCGACCCAAACCCAAACCCAAACCCAAUCCUCUGCCUCGACUAUUUUCUUCCUUUGUAUGGUAAUAUAUUUUGUAUAUAUGUAUUUAAAUAACAACUACGAUUACAAUAGAAUUCAAUUACUAGUAAAUUCUCCAGUAAUACUCUUCUCUCAUCUCCAUCUCCAUUUCCAUUAAUUCAAUCCUUGUUUUCUCUUCUCCACCUCCGUCUUUCCAUAACCUCUGAUCUGCCCAAUUUACCUCUUUCAGAUUUGCAGCCGAUGCAUCUGCCGGUAAUACUAUCCCACUACUAAUUCAGAUAAUUUCACUGCUUUCUGAUUUAUUACACCCGACAAACUAAAUUUUGUAUUUGGUGAAAGGAAAGGAAAGGGAAGGAGCGAAAAUGAUAAACAAGCCACUUGUACUGACCUAUCUCUACCUAUUGAUUUACGUUUUGCUUUCUUCCGGAGUUAUAUUGUACAACAAGUGGGUUCUGUCUCCCAAAUACUUCAAUUUUCCAUUUCCUAUAACGCUGACAAUGAUUCACAUGGCAUUCUCGGGUCUCAUUGCGUUUUUUCUUAUCCGUGUCUUCAAGGUUGUAGCUCCUGUCAAAAUGACAUUUGAAAUAUAUGCAACAUGUGUAAUACCCAUAAGUGCCUUCUUUGCAUCAAGUCUUUGGUUUGGUAACACUGCCUAUUUGCAUAUAUCUGUGGCUUUUAUCCAGAUGCUUAAAGCUCUAAUGCCAGUGGCAACAUUUUCCAUGGGUGUUAUGUGUGGGACUGACAAACCAAGGUGCGAUGUGUUCUUAAACAUGGUGCUGGUCAGCGUCGGAGUUGUCAUUUCCUCGUAUGGGGAAAUUCAUUUUAAUAUAGUUGGCACAGUUUAUCAGGUUACGGGCAUCUUUGCAGAAGCUCUUAGGCUGGUCUUAACUCAAGUCCUCCUGCAAAAGAAGGGCUUGACUCUAAAUCCGAUUACCAGCUUAUACUACAUUGCACCAUGCAGUUUUGUAUUUCUUUUUGUGCCUUGGUGUUUACUGGAGAAGCCUGGGAUGGCAGUUUCACAGAUACAGUUCAAUUUUUGGAUCUUCUUCUCCAAUGCCCUUUGUGCUCUGGCUCUGAACGUGUCCAUAUUCUUAGUAAUUGGAAGAACUGGAGCUGUCACCAUCAGGGUGGCUGGUGUUCUAAAAGACUGGAUACUGAUUGCCCUUUCCACCGUUGUUUUUCCAGAGUCUACUAUAACCGGGCUCAAUAUAAUUGGUUAUGCAAUCGCUCUCUGUGGUGUUGUCAUGUAUAAUUACAUAAAGGUUAAGGAUGGUCGUGCUUCUCAGCUACCUACAGAUAGUAUUCCAGAGAGACUCACAAAGGAUUGGAAGUUGGAGAAGAAGUCAUCAGACAUAUUCACCCCCAUUAGCACCAGUGAUACCAAUGGAGGAAGCGGUGGAGGGAACUUCAAUGGCUCGGAAUUGAAUGAUGAAGAGGCGCCUCUACUUUCAUCAAGGCUAUCGCAUAUCGGACGUUCACAACUCAGCAACCAUACUGCAUGAGUUAUGAAGGCUCUAGUGCACAACGGUGAAUGAUGGACAGCAUACCAUUUGGACAGAAAAGGAAAUGCAAAACGGAGCCAGUUGACACGGACCCAUCCUUCUAAUUUAAAGGGAGAUAGUUCUUUAGGAAGAGAUUGAUCUAUUACACACUUAAAAGCAAAGAGCGAUUUUAUCGUAAUUACUUUGAUUUUUGUAUCAUGCAUGCAAGAUUAUCACUCAGAGAUUUGCGUAAAUGGGUGACGAGAUGAGCUUACGGUAAUAUAGCAGCUGAUGCUUAUUUGGAUAGAACUGCAUUCUUUGACCUCCGCUUACUGACAUUGAUAUAACUCUUUUUGAAUUCGCAAAUGGUGGCAGUGUUAUUAUUAUUAUUA